Amblyraja radiata (thorny skate) is the source of this 7092-nucleotide messenger RNA. Its product is annotated as poly(A) polymerase type 3. The transcript is spliced from 23 exons. Gene Ontology annotation, cellular component: nucleus. The record is from RefSeq and is a predicted model, not a curated record. Gene Ontology annotation, biological process: RNA 3'-end processing. Bases 339 to 2633 code for a protein of 764 amino acids. NCBI's taxonomy places the organism in Eukaryota, Metazoa, Chordata, Chondrichthyes, Rajiformes, Rajidae. Gene Ontology annotation, molecular function: poly(A) RNA polymerase activity; RNA binding.
UGCGUGCUGACGUCACCACGUCACGUCACGUCGAGCCGGCUGGCGCUGCCCGCCGGCCGCGGGGUUGUUGUUUUCGUCCGGCGGCCGCCGCCAUGUUGGGACCGUGCGCUUUGUUAUAAAGAAGGAGAGAGAAGGAGAAAAAACACGCUAAGGAAGCGAGCUGAAGGGCGGCGAAGUAAACGGAGGACCCUUGGAACAAAACACGGCCGUUGAGGGCGAUUUUUAUUUCCCCUCUGGUCGUCGUUUGAAGCUGAGGGUGGGAAAGGAAAGCGGUUUCGGGCGCAAGAUGAGAGUGAAGCGGGGAGACCGUUAGGGGGACGGGGCACUGGAUUGGAGCCAUGCCAUACCCUUCUGCAAAUCAAGGAUCUCUGCAAACCCAAUCCCAAAAGCACUAUGGUAUUACAUCUUCAAUUAGCUUGGCUUUGCCAAAAGAAAAUGAUUAUGUGCUUACCCAGAAACUUAUUGAGGCACUAAAUCCUUAUGGAGUUUUUGAAGAGGAGGAGGAGUUGCAACACAGAAUUGCAAUUCUGGGAAAGCUAAAUAACUUGGUGAAAGAAUGGAUUCGUGAUACCAGUGAAAUUAAGAAUCUUCCUCCAUCCGUGAUAGAAAAUGUAGGUGGGAAAAUUUUUACUUUUGGCUCGUACAGAUUAGGAGUGCAUACAAAAGGAGCUGAUAUUGAUGCAUUAUGUGUUGCACCUCGUCAUAUUGAAAGAGUUGACUUCUUCUCAUCCUUCUGUGAAAAGCUGAAACAGCAAGAUGAAGUGAGAAAUUUACGGGCUGUUGAAGAAGCAUUUGUACCAGUCAUUAAACUAUCCUUUGAUGGUAUAGAGAUUGAUAUUUUGUUUGCAAGAUUGGCUCUUCAGACAAUCCCGGAAGAUUUGGAUCUUAGAGAUGAUGUGCUCCUUAAAAACCUGGACUUGAGGUGUAUUCGAAGUCUUAAUGGUUGCAGAGUCACAGAUGAGAUAUUGCAUUUAGUACCAAAUAUUGAAAAUUUUAGGCUGACACUGAGGGCAAUUAAAUUAUGGGCAAAGCGCCACAACAUUUACUCUAACAUACUAGGCUUUCUGGGUGGUGUCUCAUGGGCCAUGUUGGUGGCAAGGACUUGCCAACUGUACCCCAAUGCUGUUGCAUCAACCCUAGUACACAAAUUCUUCUUGGUUUUUUCAAAAUGGGAAUGGCCAAAUCCUGUCUUGUUAAAACAACCGGAGGACUGCAAUCUGAAUUUGCCAGUGUGGGAUCCACGGGUUAACCCAAGCGACAGAUACCACCUCAUGCCAAUUAUUACACCCGCCUACCCACAACAAAACUCGACAUACAAUGUCUCGGCAUCUACACGGGCUGUAAUGAUGGAGGAGUUUAAGCAAGGUCUUUCGAUCACAGAUGAAAUUUUAAUGGGUAAAAUGGAGUGGUCCAAACUCUUUGAGGCUCCAAACUUCUUUCAAAAGUACAAGCAUUAUAUUGUGCUGCUGGCGAGUGCUCCAACGGAGAAACAGCACUUGGAGUGGGUAGGAUUGGUGGAAUCCAAAAUCCGAAUUCUAAUAAGCAGCUUAGAAAAGAAUGAGUUCAUCACUCUGGCUCAUGUUAAUCCGCAAUCAUUCCCAGCUCCAAAGGACAAUCCUGAGAAAGAUGAAUUCAGUACUAUGUGGGUCAUUGGGAUAGUCUUUAAGAAAGUGGAAAACAGUGAGAACCUGAGUGUUGACUUGACAUACGAUAUUCAAUCUUUCACAGAUACUGUUUAUAGACAAGCAAUGAACAGCAAAAUGUUUGAAUCUGAUAUGAGGAUUGCAGCGAUGCAUGUGAAAAGGAAACAGCUCCAUCUACUCCUACCUAAUUAUGUUCAACCAAAAAAGAAAAAGCAUUCAUUGGAGGGGAGCAAAGCCAACUGUGAAGAUGAAAAUAGCAUGGAAGCCUCUCUGGACAGUGACCAUAGCCUGCUGGUGCCUUCCAGUCCGUUACAGAAUGCCAACAGUCCCCAGAGUAGUCCCAUUACUGCUGCUUCAACAGUGAAUGUGAUCAGUGUUCCAAAUUCAGAAACCCAGGUGGAAUCAGAGACGACUCUUUCCAAAGGAAAUUCCAUUUCCCGUUCAGAGGGCUCGGCCGCAUCCUCCAGUGACCACAUUCCUCAGGCCUCUCCAGUACCUGCUUCUACUGCGCAACCAAAAUCAGCAGUUAACCAGGUUUCAUCCACGUGCAUCGGCAGCCAGCCUGCAAGUUCCACCACAAAGGCGUCUAAUCCUGUUCCCUCUGGGGGGAAGAGACCGACAUCGCCUGCUAUCACUGAAUCUGCAAAUACCGAGGAACCUGCAACAAAUGGGGUACCAAUGGAUCAGAAUCUAUCACAGAGUUCAAAGAGAACAUCCGCGCAGCUAACUGAAGGUUCACCAAAGAGAAAGAAGUUGGAUGGAUCUGCCUCUGUGAAUGAGCAAGGUGACUGUUCGGCAAGUCCUAAUACUGAGAAAAAAAGUGAUGAAAAUAUGAAGGUUGCUGAGUCUGAAGAAAAGAUGCUGCCAAUCCAAUCUAAGGCUUCUAUCUCACAGGAACCAAUGAGCACAGAACUUUCUGAUGUUUCCUCCCUUCCUGUAAACCCUGUUCCAGUAGUUAAAAACUCAAUAAAGCUGAGGCUAAACCGGUAGAACUGCUACCACUCCUGGGGCCAUAGAACACAAAGAGAAGAAGGACAUGCGUGCAUGCGCACAAAAAGAAACAUCUCUGGGAAGAGUCAUCUGUUUGCUGGCUGCAGAUUCCUCCAUGGAAACAUUUUUAAAAGUUCUUUGGACAAAGGUGAUGGUGGCAUAUGGUGAAGUUGGACGAUAAAGGCUGUAGAUUUUUUUUAAACAUGUCCUAAAAGACUUGAUCAUUGUCGAAUCUGGAGUCUGGUAGAACUCGACCAGUGAUAAGGAUGCACUGCGGACUGACUGGUCAUGCAGCGAGUGCAUCUUGGCGGAGUACUGCUGAUGUGUUGGCAACAGUUAUGUUAGUUGAAACAGUUUUUUCCAAGAACCAUUCUCCCUCCCGUUACCUUUGCUCUUAAAACUGCCUGCAAUUGUGAAAAGAUUUUUUUAAAUGUUUUUGUUGACCAAUUGUUCAGUCAUAUGGGCAUUAUUUGUGAAUUUAGGUUAGUGCUGGUAUUGGGGGAGAUUUAGUAAGGAAGGACCCUUGUACUGGGACAUACCAUUAUUGAUUUCAGGGCACUAAUCUACUUUGAUCCAAUUGAUUCUUUCAAACAGCAAUGUGAAAUCGGCGCUUAGUUCCUGGUGUCUUACAUCCUGGAAAGGGUACAGGAGCUGCUGCAUUUCCCUGGUUGCUUCCAUUGUUUGUCUGUUGAUUUUUGAUGGGUUAAAUGUUAAUUUGACUUCUAUUUUUGUGCCGCUGUCAGGAAUAGGUUGUCUCAAAACCAAAUUCAAGUUGGUUUGUUUGCGACUGGUAGGUGUCAUGUUAAGAUACUGAACAUUUCCAUUUUGAAGCUGGUUUCCUAUCAUACCUAAAUGGAUUUGAGAUCUACUACCACUAGGAUGAGUCACUGCUUGACCAACGUCAUAUCACUUCCCAGUCAAAUUGCAAUCCAGUAUAAAACUCAUCCAUAUUUGACAUUGAUUGAGCUCAUCUAUAUUUGACAUUGAAACUCGAGUGAAAAUCUCCUGCUUGUAAAAAAAAAAGUAGACUUUGUGCUUCUGCAUGGUACAUAGUUCAGCAAAUUGCAUGGCCCUUAUGCAUCCAUGAAGCAUGCCAAAAUAGGUUUAGAAUUCACCUUGUUCAGCGAGGAAUUUGCUAUAGUUGUUUGCGUUGACACGUUUGACCAUGGACAGUUCCAUUAAAUCUCGCCGGUGUGCUACAAUUCUUUCUUUUUCCUUACAAGUACCGUUAUAAAUGUUAUUUUAAAGCCAAAAACUUUCUUCUUUGGAUCAGUACAAAGAAAACACUUUUUCUGGUUUGUCCUCAAGUUAUAUAUCAGUUAUAAAUCCUUCAAGACUUGGUAUGAUGGAAUGAAUGUACUUCAGGCAUGUGAGGUCCAGUAAAUAGAAGUCCUUGAAACCAUUCAAACUUCCAAUUUUCAUCAUGUCACAUAACUACAUGCAGGGAAAACCCUUUUUACUUUAAUGAUCUGAGAGGUAUUAUGUCAACAUUGAGAUAUAUAUAUGGCAGCAUGUCAAGAAAACGGGUUCUUCCUCAAAUUUAAUGCAUCAAGAAAGGCUGGUAAUGAUGCUACUAGCACCAUUAAGUUUUAUAUUGGUGACUCUGGCUAGCACUUAUAGAAGAAAGUUAUAGAAGAGGUAGUUCUGAGAGCCAGUCACCCAUGGGGUUUUUUUUUAAAUUGUAAAAUAGAGCAUGAGAUUCAAGUUUUGCCAUGCUGGAAAUUGAGCUGUUUAAUAUGAGCAGGUUGUUGGCUCAAUCCACAACUAAUUCACUCAUUGUCAACCUGGGCACAUCAUCUGCGGAUAGCUUGGUGACAUUAUUUAUGGUUCUCCAUCGCAAGACUCCAGUGCUCAAGUUUUUAAUGAGAUGAUGGAGGGUUUCCUCCAUGCAUUGAAUCCUUUGUAUUUUCAUUGACUUGGAAUGCUUUAAAAUAUUUUUCAUCAGUUUAUUAAAAGCAAGAGUGGAAGAGUUGCAAUAUUGUAAACGUUCGGGAAGUGCUUUUGGAAGUACUAACAUUUUACAGUUUUAAUUUUUUUUAAUUUAAUAAAAAGUAUGUGGACCAUCUUUCUCACACUGCGUCCCCAUUCGACACAGACUCCAAGAGUGACUGAGCCUUGACUGUAAGCUGAAAAGGUAACACAUUUGCAAAUAGCAUUUAAACUUGACGUAUGGGCAUUUACGUUUCCUCCAUGUGAACAGUUGAAAUCUGCAAAAAAGCGACAAGCUGAAUUGAAACUUCAUUGUCCCGAUGUUAGAUAUACAUGCAUGCUUUUCUCUCUUGGUUUCUGAUCCUUGAAUAGGUCUCCCAUUGUGAAAUGGUUGACCCACUCUGACAGAGCUGAAUUGUGCAUCCUUCCAAAAUAUUUAUGGAAGGCUCAAUUGCCUAUGCUCCAAAUGUAUUCCUUUUUGGGUCCCCCCUCGUCCCGUCCCCCGUCCCCCAAGUUUUUUAAACUUUGGAUGUACUGUCAUUAAAAUAGGUUUAACGAACCAUCAGGUAAUCUACUAAAGUGUAAUGUUUUGUAAAGUAUUCCAUGUUUUUCUAUGCAUGGUGGCACCGCAGAAUGUUUUGUUUGAGGGUGGUGGGGUAAGAACGCUAUUUCGAAUGAAAGGAGCUAUUAGAAUUUUUGUGGUACUUGGACAAUGCAGCCUCUGGCUGCACCAUGAUGAUAAAAGCAGUUCUGGUUUUGCUCUUGCAGCUAGCUGUCCACUGAAUUGUGAUUUAUUUUUUUCCCUCCCUGACAGCAGACCUGUUUUUGAAUUGGAGUUUCCAAAAGCUUUCUUGCAGUGCGCUGGAUACCACAGUGCGUUUUGUGGUGGACCAGGGAGUUUCAAUACUGAUUAUUAGGAAUGAAAAAUAAUUGAGAAUGUAAGUAAAUGGGUUGGAAAAGUGUGUUUUCUGAAUUGAAGGCCUGCAUUGGCCAUUGUUGAUAAAGGGACACAAUUAAAUGCAUUUCAUGCUGUGGAGAAUAAAUGCAGCAGAUUCUGCCUUCAGUGCAUUGGGGGAGGAAUAUGGGUAGCAUGGUCUUUACCUGCCAAGAAGCUACCCCAGCUAGUUGCAUGUCUGUAGUAGGAAGAGAGCUACCCAAUGAAUUGUAUGUAGGGAGUGAUGAGAUGAAUGCUGAUUAACUAAGAAAGUGCUUGCAUUGUAGACUAUUGUAUAUUGUCAUGUGUGAGGAGUUCUGUUGGGCAUUUACAAAAGGCCAAUUUCAGGUUUUUGAGGAGUCCUUGAUUAACACCGUCGUGGAUCCAGUCUUAAUUUUAUUAUGAAAAUGCAAAGAAAUUGGAUGGAGAAUACUUGAUGUGCGGAAAGCUUAAGAUGCGCAAAUUGUAGCAGGGGUAACUUUUUGGCGUAUAUCCAGCGCGCCAUUUGAGCUGUGAUAUGAGAUGCACUAAUGUAGGUGUGCAUGAUGAGCAGCUGUCUGCAGGGCUGGGGAAUGCCAAGGUUCAUACUGGCAAGGGUGCAUGGUAUUGAUGUAUACCAGGCUGAUCUACCCUUUUCAUCGAUUGAUUGCAAACUUUUAAAAAAGCUUGCUCCCUAUUUGGGUACAAUUGCAAUAAACUGAACGCAUUCUGUUUUUUCCAAACAGCCCCACCACCACCACUGCCCAUGUAGAAAGCAACUUUAGCCUUUAUUCCAUACAUUCCUAGAAAAUAAAAUCACGCAGGUUAUGUACACCCAUCCUGGUUGACCAGAACAUUAACCCGACUUUAGACUUUCAUUCAGUGACCAGGUGAGAAGUUGAACUUGGCCGCUUUAACAUGGCAGCAGCUUACAAGUUGCUUGAUGUUAGGUACAAUAUCUGCUUGAGGCUUUCAUGAGUGUUCUGCUUUCAGUCUGUUUAAGCCAUCUCUAUUAAAAACUUUAACUGUGUUACCUUUUUGAAUGCUAUUGUCGGCUAAGCAGCUGGUUUCCUUACUAAACUGCAUGAACAGCAGUUCAAAAACCCACAUAAACUGCAGCCUAAGAUUCUUUAAACCAGCGAUUUUUAUUUUAAACUUUUUCCUUGAGGAUGAAACGGUGCUGUGUUGACCUGUUCUCCUUUAGCAGGGUGAAUGAUAACUGGCUUUUACAGAAUUAAAAGAAAAAUAAACUCGUUUCAACAGUCAUUCAUUUUGGGAAUUAAUGUUUCUGUUCAUCUGCCUGAAUGUGAAGUAAAGCUGUCGCAGGUUGUGAUUGGGUGGGCUAUUUGUGGACAAACAAGAAAUCAAAAAGCUUUCAUGUGAAUGCACCUCGUGUUCUGCCAAAAAGAGUGCUAAAACUAUUUUUUUCGUUGUUGGUGAACUUGUCAUAGUUUUUCCUUCCUCACAGUUUUAACUGUUGCUUUCGCAAGCUGUACUCUGCGGCUCACAGAUGGAGUUCUGUUUUUUUCAUAGUGUCUGUACACUAGUAAUUUUCAGAAGCUAUUUUGUAUAGAGAUGUAUUUCUUCAUUUAAAAUAAAUAAAAAUGCAGCACAAAA